CCCAACCCCAACCACGGGGCAACCCACGGCAGAACCCUCGGGCUAGUGAGGCGCGGCGCUGCCGGCGACGCGUUCGACGACGGCGGCCGUUUCCGGUUGGCUGUGGACAGGAAUCCCAAAGGAAACCAGUUGGGACAUGUCGAUGGCCGCGUUGGAGGAGCGUCUGCGACAGGAGAAGGUGAAGAAGUUUGAGGAUUUCGUUGACCGACGGCUCAAGCCUGAUCUUGUGAAUGCCAUUGCCCAGCGCGAUAACUUGUUCCAGCAGCAAAAGACCUUCUUGGAUUUGAAGCGAAAUAUUGAAAAUUUGGAAAAGAAUGGUGUAACCAGCAUGCGAUCCAUGGUCAAUAUUGGCUCUGAGGUGUACAUGCAGGCAGAAGUGCCAGACACGAGACACAUUUUUGUGGACAUUGGUCUUGGUUUUCAUGUGGAAUUUACAUGGCAAGAAGCUCUGCAGUUUAUUUCUGUAAGAGAAGCAAGGUUGGCGAGUCAAAUAGAUGAGUACACACACCUUAUCGCAGGCAUAAAAGCACAGAUCAAGAUGGUAUGUGAAGGUAUCCGCGAACUCCUGCAGAUACCAGCAGAGUGAGCGACCCAGAGAUACACACCACAACCUGAGGCUGAGAGGUGCUUGGUAGAGAAACGUCUAUAACUUGCCAUCGAUUUUGUAAGAUUCUUGGAGCAAACUGUUGCAAGGUGCAUGCCAAGAAUGCAUCUCCCAAUGUUUUCUCUAUGAGGCUUGUGUGACACUGGUUGCGGUGAAUCUUGUAGCUGAUCGAUAGGGUGUAUGUAGACUUGGUGGACGUUUGUAUUUACAACAUGAAUUUUCAGAGGAAUUGACGUGGCUGGCAUUUGGCUUGAUGAUA
Molecule: messenger RNA, 863 nt
Organism: Lolium perenne
Lineage: Eukaryota; Viridiplantae; Streptophyta; Magnoliopsida; Poales; Poaceae
Biological process (GO): positive regulation of transcription by RNA polymerase II
Cellular component (GO): mediator complex
Molecular function (GO): transcription coregulator activity
Source: RefSeq, a predicted model, not a curated record